Messenger RNA from Drosophila ficusphila, 1587 nucleotides. Its product is annotated as T-box transcription factor TBX3. Bases 97 to 1335 code for a protein of 412 amino acids. Gene Ontology annotation, biological process: regulation of transcription by RNA polymerase II; heart development; cell fate specification. The record is from RefSeq and is a predicted model, not a curated record. NCBI's taxonomy places the organism in Eukaryota, Metazoa, Arthropoda, Insecta, Diptera, Drosophilidae. Gene Ontology annotation, cellular component: nucleus. Gene Ontology annotation, molecular function: RNA polymerase II cis-regulatory region sequence-specific DNA binding; DNA-binding transcription factor activity, RNA polymerase II-specific. The transcript has 5 exons.
CCAAGCGAUCAGUUCGUGUUCCAGUCGAUCGAUACUACCCGCGGACCAAUAUCACACAAAAUACCUAAGAUAACAUAUCUCUAGGAAGACCCCAAAAUGUUGACCUUGCCCAACAUCGCCGAUCUGCGUUUGCAGCAGCAGAUUGCCCAGGAAAUAUACCGCCAGCAGAUUAUGCAACGAUUGCCGGAUCCCCUUUGCGGUUUGUUGCCCAAUUUUGCCGGACACUUUGUCCCACCGCCGCCACCACCACAACCCACUUUACCCGGAGACGUGGAGGCCAAGCUGGAGAACAAUGAACUGUGGCAGCAGUUCCACAGCAUCGGCACCGAGAUGAUCAUCACCAAGUGCGGCAGGCGCAUGUUUCCCUCGAUGCGCGUUUCUCUCAGUGGCCUGGAGGAGGAGGCCAGCUAUUGUGUCCUCCUCGAAAUGGUGCCCAUAGGCGACUGCCGCUACAAGUUCUCGGGCUCCCAGUGGGUUCCUGCCGGAGGAGCCGAGCCCCAGAGCCCCCAGCGAAUGUAUCUGCAUCCGGAGAGUCCUGCGACGGGAAAGCAUUGGCAGUCGCAGGCUCUGCUCUUCAGCAAAGUUAAGCUGACGAACAACACUCUGGAUAAUAAUGGACAUAUCGUCUUGGCCAGCAUGCACAAGUAUCAGCCGCGUCUGCAUGUCAUUCGCACCUCCGAUCUCGGCCAGAUUCCCUGGGCUCCCCAGCAGGCCUUUGUGUUCCCGGAGACGGAGUUUAUAGCCGUUACGGCUUAUCAGAAUGACCGCAUAACCAAGCUGAAGAUCGACAACAAUCCCUUUGCGAAGGGAUUCCGUGAGUCGGGUCAGUCGCGGUGCAAGAGGAAGAUCAAUGACUCGCCACCGCCAACGCAGCCGGAGGUUACCCAGGUGGACCCGAUGCCAUCGCCGCUGGCCAAGCGUUUGCGACUGGUGGAGGAAGUUCCCCAGCAUCACCAUCACCAUCAGAAUCAGCACCCGAAUCUUCAGAGCCUUCCAAUGCAGCGUCACUAUCUGCUGGAUACUCUGGAGGCCAAUUUCUAUAUGCCAGCGCCACCGCCGCCGUCGAUUGAUUAUGCCAGGCACAUCGGAGGCUAUCCAAGUUGGGCCUACACCCCUCCCUCGCCGGCCUCCUCCGUUUCGUCCUCCUCGGCGGGUUCCUCCAGCGGUGAAUCCUCGGCCGAACGGGAGGCAGAUGCCGACACCUUUGUGGAUGUGGUCGGAACCGCCACUACUGCUCCUCCAGCCUCAGCUCCCUCGCCCAGCGAUCCAGUGCCCAAGCCAAAACGAAGCAGCUUCAGCAUCUCGGACAUAUUGGGAACCAGCUCGUCCAUUUAAACCAGAUCCAGUCCGAGGGGCAGGUGCUCCCAUUUGGCUUGAAAUCGGUGCCUUGUACAUUUAAUUAGCGUUUAGUUGCCAUCGUCUGCUUAGUGUCUAAGCUAAAUUGUGAUAUUUUGCAGUUAAUUAGGAUUUCCAGGUAUUUGCCAUCAGUAUUUAUCGUAUUUAUUAUGCAAUUUUAAUUGUUCAAAUGAUUUCGUAAUGGAUUUAUUGUCUUUGGCAUUUUAAUGCGGCAUAAAUAAAAUAUCUAUG